AUGGAUUACCAAUGCAUCGUCGUGUAUACAGUUAUCAACAUCGCGCCGCCGAAGCUCGCAUCUACAGAGUUCUCAGAUGGGUGCAUUACAUGGUUCAAAAAUAAAAUUAAACGUGUGGUAGCAGUCUACUUGCAAACUCUAAAGUUGACACCCAACAAUGGCAUGAUACACGGAAAUCUAGCUUGCCUAUACUACAAACAAGGCCUAAUAGACUUAGCAAUAGACACCUACAAACAUGCCAUAGAACUACAGCCCAAUUUCCCAGACGCCUACUGCAAUUUAGCUAAUGCACUUAAAGAGAAAGGUCUUGUAUCAGAAGCCGAGGAGUGUUAUAAUAAAGCAUUACGAUUAUGUCCGUCGCAUGUUGAUACUCUAAACAAUCUCGGCAACGUAAAAAGGGAACAAGGAAAAAUCGAAGAGGCCACAACACUGUAUAUGAGAGCUUUAGAAGUGUUUCCUAAUUUCGCAGCGACUCACAGUAAUUUGGCGUCGCUUUUGCAACAUCAAGGGAAACUCCACGAAGCGUUGAUGCAUUACAGACAAGCUAUAAAUAUUCAGCCCAAGUUCGCCGAUGCUUACAGCAAUAUGGGAAAUACUUUUAGAGAAUUACAAGACAUAACUGGAGCACUUGUUUGCUUUAAAAAGGCCAUAGAAAUAAACCCAUCAUUUGCUGAUGCUCAUUGCAAUCUGGCCAGUAUAUACAAGGAUAUGGGAAAUAUUAGUGAAGCAAUAGAGUAUUAUAGGAAUGCAUUGCGAUAUAAACCAGAUUUUCCUGAUGCGUACUGUAAUCUGGUUCACUGUUUGCAAAUAAUAUGUAAUUGGCAAGAUUAUCAUAAACGAAUGUGUAAUAUUAUAGAGAUAGUAAACGACCAAUUGAGAAGUGAAAAGUUAACUUCAGUACAUCCACAUCAUUCUAUACUAUAUCCAUUAACGAAUAAAGUGAGAAAAGAAAUUGCCAUUCGUCAUGCUAAUUUGUAUACGGAGAAAGUUAAAAUGCUAAACAAUAUUGUUUUUAAGUACAAAUGUAAAUCAGUUGAUAGAAUACGCAUUGGGUACGUUAGUAGCGACUUUGGCAAUCAUCCUACAUCACAUUUGAUGCAGUCCAUUCCAGGUUUGCAUGAACGAUCGAAAGUAGAAGUUUAUUGUUAUGCUUUAAACCCAAACGAUGGAACCACAUUCCGUAGUAAGAUAGAAAAAGAAGCAGAACAUUUUGUUGAUUUAUCUAAAAUAACUUGCAAUUUUGAGGCGGCUAAAAGAAUCAAUAAUGAUGGUAUACAUAUUUUAGUUAAUUUGAAUGGAUACACAAAAGGUGCGAGAAACGAAAUUUUUGCUCUAAAACCAGCGCCUAUCCAAGUCAUGUGGCUAGGUUAUCCAGGUACAAGUGGCGCUGAUUAUAUGGAUUAUAUUAUAACUGAUGAAGUUUCAUCCCCUAUAUCCUCAGUCUCUGAUUUUAGUGAAAAAUUUGCAUAUAUGCCUCACACCUAUUUUAUUGGUGAUCACAAACAAAUGUUUCCACAUUUGAAAAAGCAGUAUAAUGUUAAACUGUGUAUAGACAAUGAAAUUGAAGUUAAUAACGCCGUAAUUAAUUCAUCUGAGAAUGUUGACAUUGAAAAUAUUUUUAGCGUAAAUACAUAUGAAGAAAUUGUACAAUACGAAAGCUUAAAAGUUAUAGAUCAAACAAAAAGGAUUAUAGACAUUCCAAACUAUGUUAUAGAAAUGACAACAAAUUCCAGAAGAGUUCAGGUAUUAGUUAGUGGAAUAGCAAUAGAUAAUGGUAUCUCAAUAAAUUAUACAAACAAGAAGGUAGCAUCAGGUGAAGAGGCGUUCAAUAAUAUUAUUUUUACAUCAAGGAAACAAUACGGUCUUCCAAACGAUGCCAUUGUUUAUUGUAAUUUUAAUCAAUUAUAUAAAACGGAUCCAUUUGUGAUGGAGGCGUGGGUCCGUAUUUUGAACCGAGUACCGAAUAGCGUUUUAUGGUUGUUGAGUUUUCCGGCUGCUGGAGAGCCGAAUAUACGAAAUUAUGCUCAAAAUUUAGGAUUAUCGCCCGAUAGAAUAGUGUUCUCUAGAAUUGCAUGUAAAGAAGAACAUGUACGUAGAGGCCAGUUAGCUGAUGUAUGUUUGGAUACACCUCUAUGUAAUGGUCAUACAACGGCUAUGGAUGUCCUAUGGGCUGGCACUCCAGUGGUUACACUACCAGGCGAAACCUUAGCAUCUAGAGUGGCUGCAUCUCAAUUAAAUACCCUUGGUUGCUCUGAGCUUAUUGCCACAUCUAGACAAAAUUAUGAAGAUAUUGCUAUUAAACUUGGCACGAAUGUGAAUUACCGAAGAUAUAUAAAAGCGAAGGUGUCAAAAUCUCGCCUUGAGAGUACUCUGUACGACUGUCAACAUUACACUCGGAGUUUGGAAAUAUUGUAUGAAAAGAUGUGGCACAGAUACAAAAAUGGAGAAAAACCAGAACACAUAAAAGUUUCUUGAAACCGUAACUAAAUUAAUAUGAAUACAGUUCCGCUAAGUACCUAAACAAAAUUUGUUUAGAAAGCUUAUUAACUCCCCCUUUAAAAAUGGAAGACUGAUAAGUCUAUCUGUGUACGACCUUGUAUCUCCUCAACUUAUUAUG
Achroia grisella is the source of this 2617-nucleotide messenger RNA. RefSeq names its product UDP-N-acetylglucosamine--peptide N-acetylglucosaminyltransferase 110 kDa subunit-like. Lineage: Eukaryota; Metazoa; Arthropoda; Insecta; Lepidoptera; Pyralidae. Bases 1 to 2475 code for a protein of 824 amino acids. Gene Ontology annotation, biological process: protein O-linked glycosylation. Gene Ontology annotation, molecular function: protein N-acetylglucosaminyltransferase activity; protein binding. The record is from RefSeq and is a predicted model, not a curated record. The transcript has 7 exons.